Messenger RNA from Limulus polyphemus (Atlantic horseshoe crab), 2565 nucleotides. RefSeq names its product iduronate 2-sulfatase-like (gene Ids). The coding region runs from base 214 to 2043 and encodes 609 amino acids. Lineage: Eukaryota; Metazoa; Arthropoda; Merostomata; Xiphosura; Limulidae. The transcript is spliced from 9 exons. The record is from RefSeq and is a predicted model, not a curated record. Gene Ontology annotation, molecular function: iduronate-2-sulfatase activity.
GGAAAAAAAAUGUGGCAGUGGACCAUUUAAGUUUUUAAUUCCUGUUAUAUGUUUUUGCCAGUGUAAAGUAAUGUGGUCACAUGAGGAACAGGAGUGACGUUUACAAUGAAUGUAAACUGUAAAGUCAACAAUGUGUACUUAGGGAACGCUGUGUAAUGUGCUGUUGAAACUUAGCUAGGUUGUUUAUUUGUUCCUACGGCUCUGUCUUUCUGAAUGAUGGCUAGCGAGAAACCUUCUACACCUGAGAAUGUACAUCAACCCUUACUUUCAUCUAGCAAACACCACAGAGCUCUCAAGCAGCGGAAUACUUUAAUUUGUAUUAUUGUAUGGGCAGUUGUUUUGGCUACAGUUUGUGUUGUUAUUAGUGUAUUUGCAACUAGGCCAUUUUAUUCAGCAGGAAACUGCCACAGUGGAGGAAAAAAUAUAUUGUUUAUUAUUGUUGAUGACUUAAGGCCUACACUAGGAUGUUAUGGAGAUAGCAGUAUGAUCACACCUAAUAUUGACCAGCUGGCUAAAAGAGGAAUAAAAUUUAAUCAGGUGUUUGCUCAGCAAGCUGUAUGUGGCCCAAGUCGAACAUCCUUGCUUACUUCUCGUCGCCCUGACACUACAUUUACCUAUGAUCAACAUACUUUCUGGAGGACUUUUGCUGGGAACUUCAGAACUUUACCUCAACAUUUUAAAGAGUCUGGAUAUUACACUGUUAGUGUUGGAAAAGUGUUUCAUCCAGGGAAAGCCUCAAACAUGACUGAUGACUAUCCAUACAGUUGGUCCCAAGAACCUUAUCAUCCUUCAACACAGCAAUACAAAAUGGCCAAGGUGUGUCCUAGUCCUGAUGGCAAGCUUCACAUGAACCUCGUUUGCCCUGUGAAGGUUGACAGCCAGCCUGAGAGUACUUUACCUGAUAUUCAGAGCAUGCAAUAUGCUAGAGAUUUUUUAAAGCAUUUUGCAACUACAUAUGACUCUGAGAACUGUGUAAAACCAUUUUUCCUUGCUGUUGGCUUCCAUAAGCCUCACAUUCCUUUAAAAUUUCCUCUAGAAUACCUAGAUCUUUAUCCACUGUCAUCAGUGUCUCUUGCACCAGACCCUCGAUACCCCAGUGACAUGCCACCUGUUGCAUGGAAUCCUUGGAUGGAUUUGAGAAAACGAGAUGAUGUCAAAAAUUAUAAAGUUUCUUUUCCAUAUGGUGAACUUCCUGAAAAAUUUCAGAGAGAAAUUAGACAGGGAUACUUUGCAUCUAUUUCAUACAUGGAUGAUUUAGUUGGUCAGUUGUUGGGAACAUUAGAAGAAACAGGAUUUGCAAGCAACACUUUGGUAGUGUUUUUGGGAGAUCAUGGUUGGUCUUUAGGAGAACAUCAAGAAUGGUCCAAGUUCAGUAACUUUGAAGUUGCACUUCGGGUACCACUUCUCAUAUCCAUUCCACAUAUCACAGAUUUAAUAGAUGGGUUUCGGCAACCAUUUAGCUAUGUCCCAGUUAUGCGUAACACAUUUGAAAAAGAAAAUAACUCCACGGUAGCUCUUAAAGAAAGCUACCGAGAAGUCAAUGAGCUAGUCGAACUUGUUGAUCUUUAUCCAACCUUAGCUGAACUUGCAGAGAUUCCUCUUGUUCCUCUGUGUCCUCUUAUUUCAAAUGAAACAGACUUCUGCACAGAAGGCAGCAGUCUCAAGCCUCUGAUUGACAAAGCUGUGUAUGCCACUACAUCCUUGGAAGAUUCCAUCUCAUGGAAGAGUGCUGUAUUCAGUCAAUAUCCAAGACCAUCAGUGCAGCCAAUGAAAAUUAGUGAUUCACCUGAGUUAAAUGACAUCCAUAUCAUGGGUUAUACCAUGAGAACUGAUAAAUAUCGUUACACAGAGUGGAUGGAUUUUGAUCCAAAAACACUUAAAGCGAAUUGGACCAGUGUACAUGCACAAGAACUGUACCUCCAUGAAGAUGAUCCAUUAGAAGAUCAUAACAAAGCAGGAUUCCGUGAGUACAAAAAAUUAGUUGCCAAUCUUUCAAAACAAUUAAGAGAAGGUUGGCGAGCAGAACUUCCCAAAGUGCAGUAAAUACAGUUUAGACUGAAAUAUUAAACUGUGAACAUAGAAUAAAAGUAAAUUAGGUAUAGAGUUUUUUUGAAAAUGUUUUUGUGUUUAUGCAAUUUUAAUGAUGUUGUUAAACAUUUAUUGUUGUUUGUUUCAGGUUAUAGUGUUUAUUAAAAAUAUUUUUUUUUGUCAGAUAUUUUUUGAUUUUUUUAUACAUACACCAUGAACAUUGAAGCUUGCUAUUUAAUAGUCAUUCACAUACAGUGAAGAUGAGAAAUGACUUUCUUUUUCUGUUGUAGAUCUUAAUUUUAAUUCCAUUUUUGUUAUUGGUAUGAUUAACAUGCUCUCAUGGAAGAUAUAACAGUGUCAGAAGGUUUUAUCAAACAGUUGGAUAGUGAAACUAUUUUACAAAAGAAAGUAUAGUUGAAAAAUGAAAAGGUAGGCGGUUUAAAGGAAAGAUUAAAUUUAUAAAGCUGUGAAAUAUUUACAAUCUGAUUAUUUCUUUUAAAAAAUGAAUUACAUAGUAAUUAUAAAUUAAUUCUUUUA